AUGAGCUCAUUCGUUAAUCUGAAAGACUACGUCGAUCCUGCUGGAGUUUCUUGCUUGAACGUAAAAGACGAGAGUUCAGUUAAACAACUUCUCGGUAGAACUGGUAGUCGUAUAGGGUUGUUGGAAUCUGACGCAGAUGAAAAUUUACUCCUCAGUGUAGCCUUUGAUCAGACUGUAAAGGUACACUCACUUAAAUUGGGUCAUUCUGUAUUAGAAUACGCACCAAAAGAAAUAAAGAUCUUCAUAAAUACCCCGGAACUCGAUUUUGAUAAGGCAGAGGAUGAUUUAGAGACACCAAAAGGAGAUGCAAUGGCUGUUUUAUCGCUCACAGAAAAGCAGGCUAUUGGUGAGGAUAGCAUACAACUCCGUUUUGUUAGAUUCCAAGCCGUGAACUCCAUUCAGAUAUACGUAAAAUCAAACCAAAGCGAUGGCGAUAUUUCGAAGAUCAGCCAAGUUGAUUUGUACGGACAGAGCAUUCACACCACUAAAAUGGCCAACUUUGGCAAAGAAGAAGACUGA
Wallemia mellicola CBS 633.66 is the source of this 519-nucleotide messenger RNA. RefSeq names its product DUF1000-domain-containing protein. The record is from RefSeq and is a predicted model, not a curated record. NCBI's taxonomy places the organism in Eukaryota, Fungi, Basidiomycota, Wallemiomycetes, Wallemiales, Wallemiaceae. The transcript is spliced from 3 exons. The coding region runs from base 1 to 519 and encodes 172 amino acids.